Molecule: messenger RNA, 3024 nt
Organism: Balaenoptera ricei (Rice's whale)
Lineage: Eukaryota; Metazoa; Chordata; Mammalia; Artiodactyla; Balaenopteridae
Gene: PLEKHG6
Product: pleckstrin homology and RhoGEF domain containing G6
Exons: 17
Coding region: 386-2854 (822 amino acids)
Molecular function (GO): GTPase activator activity; guanyl-nucleotide exchange factor activity
Source: RefSeq, a predicted model, not a curated record
GCUGUCCUGGUCCCGCGGGCCGCUCGGUCCCAGACCCGGCCGGGCCGCGAGGCGGGCAUCGCCGGGGGAGCAAUCGGCGACCGGGGGGCUGGCAGCGCGGGCAGCGGGCGCCGGGACACCUGCGGACACAGGCGCUGCCGCCCCACACAGCGGGUCCUCUAUCCAGGUUUAGGGGGAGGGGAUGGAGACCCGCGCGCGCGGCUCCCAGCCCCACAGAGGAGCUCCCAUUGGCUGGGGAAGACCAGAUAGAGCCUGCUCCCACUCGGCUCGUGUGUAAGGCCAGCGGCCGAUAGCUGUCUGUGGCCUGGAGGGUCCAGCCUCAGCGGGUCCCUUUCUCCUGAACAUUGGAGUUAUGACCCUUGGGAGGUGACCCAGGAGAGAAGGGAUGCACGCCUUUGGUCCUCCCAAUGAGGGUAGCCUCCAAGGACUGGUGGCCUCCCGCAUUGAGACCUAUGGGGGCCGGCUUCGGGCCUCCACCCUGAGUACUUCUGGCAGUCUCUAUCCCCGAGGAGGCCCCGUGCUGGAUCCCAGUCGCCGACGCCUCCAAGGCUAUGUCCCCUUUACCAAGGGUUCUGGCCCGGCCCGAGGCCUGUCUCCCCUGAGGCUGCGAGAACCAGAUCCCGAGAAGAGGCAUGGAGGCCCCUUUGGGGCUGGGACACCUCACUUCCCCAAACUCAAGGAAGUCACCAGAGCCCACGAGCUGGAGGUGAGGCUGCACACGUUCAGCAUGUUCGGGAUGCCCCGCCUGCCCCCAGAGGACCGGCGGCACUGGGAGAUCGGAGAGGACGGUGACAGCAGUCUGGCCAUUGAGAAGUCCUGGAAGGAGCUGGUGCCUGGGCACAAGGAGAUGAGCCGGGAGCUCUGCCACCAGCAGGAAGCGCUGUGGGAGCUACUGACCACGGAGCUCAUCUACGUGCGGAAGCUCAAGAUCAUGACAGAUCUCCUAGCCGCCGGUUUGCUGAACUUGCAACGAGUGGGUCUGCUGACGGAAGUGUCAGCUGAGACCCUGUUUGGAAAUGUCCCCAGCCUGAUCCGAGCCCACCGGAGCUUUUGGGAAGAGGUGCUGGGGCCCACCCUGGAGGAGACGCGAGCCUCGGGCCAGCCUCUGGACCCUGUCAGCCUGCAAAACGGCUUCCUGUCGUUCAGCCAGCGCUUCCAGCCCUACAUCCUGUACUGCCUGCGAGUGAAGCAGACCAUGGCCUACGCCUGGGAGCAGCAGGACAGCAGCCCUCUCUUCCACACCUUCGUGCAGUGGUGUGAGAAGCACAAGCGCUCGGGGAGGCAGACGCUGGGGGACCUCCUCAUCAAGCCCCACCAGCGCAUCACCAAGUACCCACUGCUGCUCCAGGCUGUGCUCAAGAGGAGCCCCGAGGCCCGCGCCCGGGAGGCCCUGACCGCCAUGGUAGGGCCACCAGGGCUGUACCCUCGGGAGUCGGGGGCUGAUCGCAGCGGUGGAGUCGUUCCUCCGACACAUCAACAAGCGGGUGCGCCAGGGCGAAGAGCAGGAGAGCUUGGUGGCUGCCGCCCGGCGCAUCGGGCCCUACGAGGUCCUGGAGCCGCCCAGCGAGGAGGUGGAGAAGGCGGGACAGCCAGUGCCCUGCUCCUGUGCUCUGUGCGCCCUCAGAACCUGCGUCCGUUCUCCACGCUGGACCUGAUGGCCCCCGUGCUGGGGCUUGCUUCCGAGCACACCAGGCAGCUGCUGCUUGAGGGGCCUGUGCGCGUGAAGGAGGGACGAGAAGGGAAGCUGGAUGUGUACCUGUUCCUCUUCUCUGAUGUGCUCUUGGUGACCAAGACCCUUCGCAGGGCAGACAAAGCCAAGGUUAUCCGCCCGCCCCUCAUGCUGGAGAAGCUUGUGUGCCGACCGCUCCGAGAUCCAAGCAGCUUCCUGCUUAUCCACCUCACCGAAUUCCAGUGCGUCUCCAGCGCCCUCACUGUGCACUGUCCCAGAGCUACAGACUGUGCCCUAUGGCUGGAGAAGACCCAGCAGGCCCAGGUCGCCCUGCAAAAGCUGAAGGCAGAGGAGUGCAUCCAACAGAAGAGGGAGCUCCUGGCCCUCUAUCAGGACCGGGACGGGGAGUCCCCAGGCCCCAGGCCCUCCACGCCUUCCGCGGAAGGCUCUGAGAGCAGCACAGAGGGAAGUAACUGUAGGACUCCUGAGUCCUCGACCGUCAUCCCCCAGCUGGUGGUGACAGAAGACACAGAUGAAGAUGCUCCCUCGGUACCAGAUGAUACCUCGGACUCUGGCUAUGGCACUCUGGUCCCAGGCUCCCCCAAGGCGUCCCACUUCCCGCCAAACCGUCUACGCUCCAGGGCCUUUCGGCGGGACCCUCGCCUCACCUUCUCCACCCUGGACCUCCAAGAUGUUCCUUUGCAUCCUCUGCCUCCUGACCCCCAAGCUCCCCAACGCCGAAGCACCCCUGAACUGCCAGAGGAAAGUGUCCAGAAAGGAGGCAGCCUUCCCAGGGGAGACCCACCGACCUCGUCUGAGGAAGAAGACAGGACCUCGGUUGGAGAGAAUGUGGUAGUGGAAAACUUACAUAGGGCCCGACUUCGGGGGCAGCUCUCCCCCUCCCCGACCCACGCUGACUCUGCUGGGGAAAGCCCCUGGGACUCCUCAGGGGACGAGGAAGAAGAGGGGCCCUUCCUGGGACCCGGCUACAGCCCCUCCCCUCACCCGCUCCGGGCCGAGGACAUGCUCCGAGAGAUCCGGGAGGAACUGGCCAGCCAAAGGAUUGAGAGCGUCCCCGAGCCUGGGGACAGCAGACCUCGGAAGCUGACUCGGGUCCAACUGCAGAGGAUGCGGGGGCUUCACGUCGUACACCUGGACACGCCCCUGUCCACAUCAGAGGUGUGAGGGAAUACCUCCCUAAGAGUGCUGGUCACCACCUCCACCCCUGGAUUCUACCUCAAGGACACUUCCCCAGGCACCCUGCCCUUCCUUCUCUGUGGACUUUGGGGAUUAAGAGCUGUACAUUGAUGUGUCACAGACACACCAGAGUCCCACAUAAAGUUGUGCAUAAAUUA